Nerophis lumbriciformis (worm pipefish) is the source of this 1833-nucleotide messenger RNA. Lineage: Eukaryota; Metazoa; Chordata; Actinopteri; Syngnathiformes; Syngnathidae. The record is from RefSeq and is a predicted model, not a curated record.
AUGGACAAAACAAGAGAUGCGCAAGAGGAAGUCAAAUGGAAAAACAAAGUUGAAUACAUGCUGACCUCCAUCGGUUUUGCAGUUGGGAUUGGAAACGUUUGGCGUUUCCCCUUUCUUUGCCAAACAUAUGGAGGAGGAGCUUUCCUCAUCCCUUACUUGUUAGCGUUGGCAUUUGAGGGUCUGCCCCUACUCUACCUGGAGAUGGCAAUUGGACAGAGGCUCCGCAAGGGAAGCAUUGGCGUGUGGAAGACCAUAUCACCCUAUCUGGGUGGAGUUGGUAUUGGCUCUAUGGUUGUAUCCUUCCUGGUGUGCAAUUUCUACAACACCAUCUUAGCCUGGGUCUUCUGGUAUUUCUUCAACUCCUUUCAAAACCCACUGCCAUGGAGCCAGUGUCCACUCAAUGCUAAUCGUACAGGUUUAAAUGAGGAAUGUGUGAUAAGCACACCAGUAAAUUUCUUCUGGUACCGCCAGACCCUGAACAUCACCACUGACAUUAAGAUCAGUGGUUCCCCUCAGUGGUGGUUGGUGGUCUGCCUUGCCUGCGCCUGGUUGACGAUGUAUAUCUGUAUCAUCAAAGGAAUCCAGUCAAUGGGAAAGGCAGUGUAUGUGACAACCACCUUGCCUUAUGUGGUGCUCACCAUUUUUCUGGUCCGCGCUCUCACCCUGCCCGGAGCAACAGAUGGACUGGUUUAUCUCUUUACUCCUGAUUGGGAGAUACUGAAGAACCCUCAAGUGUGGCUUGAUGCCUCAACUCAGAUCUUCUUCUCUCUCUCAGUGGCAUUUGGAGGUCUCAUUGCAAUCUCCAGUUAUGCUAAUGAGAAGAACAACUGCGAAAAGGAUGCAGUCAUUGUGGGAUUAAUAAACAGUGGCACAUCCCUAUAUGGAGCCAUAUCCAUCUUUGCCAUUCUGGGUUUCAAAGCCAACAACGGGUAUAACUCCUGUCUAAACGGAAACAUCUUGACUCUGACAAACCACUUCGAGUAUUCUGACCAGAAUAUAACAAGGGACAACUAUGACCAUUGGGUUGACUAUCUGAAUUCAACAUAUCCAGAUGAGCUCUCCAGCCUGCAAUUGAAACCCUGCAACCUGAAAACAUUCCUUGACCAGAGUGCUUCUGGAACUGGCCUGGCUUUCAUUGUGUUCACUGAAGCAGUACUGGAGAUGCCAGGCUCGCAAUUAUGGGCGGUAUUGUUUUUCCUGAUGCUCUUCAGCUUAGGCCUCUCUUCCAUGUUUGGGAAUGCAGAGGGAGUCCUAAGGCCUUUCAGUGAUCUCAAUCUGGUACCCAAGUCAGUACCGAAAGAACUUAUAACAGGAGCAUUUUGCUUGAUGUCAUUUUUGAUUUCCCUCAUCUUCACCAUGGGGUCUGGGAACUACUGGGUUGAAGUAUUCAACGGCUACGUGGGCUCGGUUCCUCUCCUCAUUAUUGCAUUGUUUGAACUUAUUGGAGUUGUUUAUAUUUAUGGAAUGAAUAGAUUCAGUGAGGACAUCCGAUAUAUGACUGGGAAGAGGCCGAAUCUUUAUUGGAAAAUUUGUUGGACUACUAUCAGUCCUUUAAUGCUUCUGGUAGUGUUGAUUGCGUAUGUGGUCCUCCAAGCCCAGAGACACCCAACAUACCCUGCAUGGAAUCCUGCUUACGAACACUUUCCCAAAACGGAGGACAAGCCCUAUCCAGACUUUGCGUUUGCCGUAAUCGUCCUUCUCUGUACAGUACCUGUGGUUUCCAUCCCACUGGUGGCUAUCUACAAAGGAAUCCAAAAGGCCAAGUGGACGUCUUCUACAAAGGAAGGGCUAAACCCAUACGGCAAUGACGGCUUUGAGCCUGAAGCGCAGUAA